This is a messenger RNA of Eriocheir sinensis (Chinese mitten crab), 1482 nucleotides long. RefSeq names its product ankyrin repeat domain-containing protein 49-like (gene Ankrd49). The transcript has 3 exons. NCBI's taxonomy places the organism in Eukaryota, Metazoa, Arthropoda, Malacostraca, Decapoda, Varunidae. The record is from RefSeq and is a predicted model, not a curated record. Bases 87 to 785 code for a protein of 232 amino acids. Gene Ontology annotation, molecular function: protein binding.
AUACCAGCCCAGCCCCUGACAGCCCCUUGACAGCCCCCCAUGACCCCCGGAGGCAGGUGAGGCGACCCCCGCAGCCCCCAGGAGCCAUGAGUGAGCCGCAGGAGGUGGAGGCGGGGCCGCAGGAGGAGGAGGAGGAGGGUGAGGAAGAGGAAGAGGAGGAGCAUGGUGAGGGUGAGGAAGAUGAGUCCCUGGAGCCCCCCCCUGACGCCCCCCCCGCCUGGACCUCAGGGUGGGACGACGACUCCAACGACGUGGACCCCGACCCCGACCCCCACGCCACACCGGAGCGUGAGAUCUUGUGGGCCUGCGAACAUGGCCAUCAGAGUGUUGUAGAGAGGAUCCUUGAGCAGCACCCCGAGGCGGUGGGGGCCCAGGACAGCGACGGCUACACGCCCCUGCACCGCGCAGCAUACAGCGACUUCCCAGAGAUUGUCAAGCUUCUCCUGGGCGCUGGAGCUUCAGUGUCCGCCAGAACCGCCGACGGCUGGCUGCCCCUCCACUCCGCCUGCCGCUGGAACCACCACACCUGUGCACUGAUCCUCCUCGACGCCGGGAGUGACAUAAACGCAGCAACUAACAGCGGACAGACACCCCUCCACCUCGCUGCCGUCAACCCCCAGGCAAAGGAGACGCUGCAGCUCCUCCUGAAGAGCCGUGAUAUUAAACCGACGCUCACCAAUAGCAACGGGGAGACGGCCAAGGACAUAUCAGUGCGCAGCGGACCCUUUGCGUACUUGUUUGAGGUCACGGAUCCUGUUUUGAACGUUCUUGAGGAUCCGGAGUAGUGGCUAAGUGACCUGGUGUUGACCUCUGACCUAACCUGACCUGACCUCAUUCCACACUAUAUUGAAUUUUUACCAGGAGAGCUUUUAGUUAGCUCCUAUAAUUUUUUUUCUUCUUUUUUUUAUCUUCAUUCCAUUUAAGUCAUUUUUGUUUUAUUUGUUUUUUGGGUAAUAGUUUUGUAGGUGUUAUAUAUAUCUUCAACCUCUAUAAUCUUCACUUCUUCAUUUCUUUCUUCAUCUUUUUUGUUUAUUUAUUUAUUUAUUCUUUAAAGGGGGAAGGAGGUGAAGGCUGUGACGAUUCCAUUUCAUUCUGCCAUUCCUUUAUACUUUUUGUCCGUGCCUGCGAUGGUGUAGUGGAGCCUUUUAAAAUGGGUGGAAAGGUGUAGAUUGCUGGGUGUAGGAGUUGUUAGGGAAUGUAGAAAGACUUGGGUAUGUGUAUGAGUUUUAUGAGUGGGUGUAAGGGUAUUUAACUGGGUGUAGGUGACAAGCAGUGGGUGUAGGGGUUGUGUUAGGGAGUGUAGGAGGCAAGGAGUGGGUGUAAGAAGAGAUAGGUGGGUGUGGGAGGCUUAUGAGUGGGUGUAAGGGUAUUUAACUGGGUGUAGGUGACAAGCAGUGGGUGUAGAAUGUGAAAAACUGGGUGUAAGUGAAGUUAGGUGGGUAGAAAAGGUGUGUGAAGGAGUGUGAGUUAAUAUAUCAACAA